GCCGCAGUGCCCGCAGAGCCCCGCAGGAUGCCGUGUCCCCUCGCCGCGGGCACAGCCGGCAGAACACCCCACACCUGAGGGAAAAGGGGCUCGGGUCCGGAUCCUUCUGGUCAUCUGAUUCGGGUCAAGCGGGACUUUGCAUCGCCAACAGCCGGCCGAUCCCACCGGAGCAGCUCCCAGCGCCUGCUGCUGCCCCCCCGGCAGUGAGGAGGGAGGCUCCUUCAGUCCCCGGAGGGUUGAGAGGCUGCCCUCCUCCCCCCCAGCAGUGUCCCCUCCAUGGACCACCACCAAGCAUGAGCACCGACGCUGAGCAGCUCCCGGCGGGGUCCCAGGCAGCCAGCGUGCCCCUCUGGACUGUAUCCAGCUGGGCUGCCUCUGAGGUGCCCCCCAACACCAGCGCGGCAUCGGGGGAGGCCGGCCGGCAGCAGGGGCAGGCAGAAUGGGGCAGCAAGGCAGGCGAGAUGGCAGGCAUGGUGGUCAUCCAGUGCAUCUAUGCCCUGGUGUGCCUGCUGGGGCUGCUGGGUAACUCCCUGGUCAUCUUUGUCAUCCUGCGCUACGCCAAGAUGAAGACAGCCACCAACAUCUACUUGCUCAACCUGGCCAUUGCCGAUGAACUCUUCAUGCUCAGCAUUCCCUUUGUGGCCACCUCGGCUGCCCUGCACCACUGGCCCUUUGGCCGGGCCCUGUGUCGCACCGUGCUGGGCGUCGACGGCCUCAACAUGUUCACGAGUGUCUUCUGCUUGACUGUCCUCAGCCUGGACCGCUACAUUGCAGUGGUGCACCCGCUGCGGGCAGCCACCUACCGCCGUCCUCGGGUGGCCAAGAUGGUCAACGGGGGGGUGUGGCUCCUCUCCUUGCUGGUGGCUUCACCCAUCCCCAUCUUCGCCGGCACAGCAACCACCCACGAUGGCCAGGCAGUAGCCUGCAACCUCCUGUGGCCAAGCCCGGCCUGGUCGGCAGCUUUUGUGGUCUACACCACCUUGUUGGGUUUCCUGCUGCCGGUGCUGGCCAUGGGGCUGUGCUACCUGCUGAUCGUGGGCAAGAUGCGGGCAGUGGCCCAGCGGGUGGGCUGGCAACAGCGCCGGCGCUCCGAGGGCAAGCUGACACGCCUGGUGCUGAUGGUGGUGGCCAUGUUCGUCAUCUGCUGGCUACCUUUCUAUGUGGUGCAGGUGGUCAACCUCCUGCUGCCUGGCCGCUUGGAUGCCACCGUCAACAACGCUUCCCUCAUCCUCAGCUACUCCAACAGCUGUGCCAACCCCAUCCUUUACGGCUUCCUCUCAGAAAAUUUCAGGCAUUCCUUCCAUGGCGUGCUGCGCCGCUGCCUCGAUGCCAGCCUCUGCUGCUGCCACGCCAAGGAGGGUACCGCUGAGGAGGAGGAGGAGGAAGAGCCCCUUGAUUACUGCACCCCUCCCCGGGGGGACGACAAGGGCAAGGGCUGCAUCUGCCCACCCCUGCCCUGCCAGCAGGAGCCCGUGCACCCCCAGCCCUGCUGCAAGCCUGGACCCCUCCUGGCAAGGACCACCGCUUUCUAGGCUGUCCCCAACUCCAAGCAGCAGGUUGGGCAUGUGCCCUGUCCUGCAGCAAAGGGGAUGCUGGCCGGAGAGGGGACACGCUGCCAUGCCCCGCACUGCUGCUCCUCACUCGUGCUGUGCGGCUUGACGAAAUAAAAAGCCAUAAGACCGG
This is a messenger RNA of Apus apus (common swift), 1683 nucleotides long. It is a transcript of the gene SSTR4, whose product is annotated as somatostatin receptor 4. Gene Ontology annotation, molecular function: somatostatin receptor activity; neuropeptide binding. The coding region runs from base 294 to 1532 and encodes 412 amino acids. Gene Ontology annotation, cellular component: membrane; neuron projection. The record is from RefSeq and is a predicted model, not a curated record. Gene Ontology annotation, biological process: cellular response to glucocorticoid stimulus; neuropeptide signaling pathway. The transcript is spliced from 3 exons. NCBI's taxonomy places the organism in Eukaryota, Metazoa, Chordata, Aves, Apodiformes, Apodidae.